Molecule: messenger RNA, 1075 nt
Organism: Panicum hallii
Lineage: Eukaryota; Viridiplantae; Streptophyta; Magnoliopsida; Poales; Poaceae
Exons: 4
Coding region: 47-910 (287 amino acids)
Source: RefSeq, a predicted model, not a curated record
CGAAACCAAACAAGCAGUGCCCACUCGCCCACGCCACAGGAAACUCAUGGCCAGCGCUCUCGGCGCCGUCACCGCUCGCCCCCACCUGCACCCCGCCCUCGCCCUCGCGCUCCCCGCAGCCACCGCAAGAAAGUUCCUCCUCCGCUCCAGGGCCGCCUCCACCAUGGACGAGGCUUCGGCGAACUCGCCGGACUCCGAGAAGAAGACGACGACCGUCUUCGUGGCCGGCUCGACGGGGCGCACCGGCAAGCGCGUCGUGGAGAAGCUGCUCGCGAAAGGAUUCGGCGUCGUCGCCGGGACCACGGACUUGCAGAGGGCACGCGGCAGCCUGCCCCUGGACCCCAACCUUCAACUCGUCACAGCUGAUGUGACGGAAGGCGCCGACAAGCUGGUGGAGGCUGUGCGCGGUGUCGACGCCGUCGUCUGCGCGACGGGGUUCCGGCGGUCCUUCGACCCUUUUGCUCCGUGGAAGGUAGACAACUUUGGCACGGUGAACCUGGUUGAAGCAUGCCGAAAAGCAGGUGUCACGAGAUUCAUUCUCGUCAGCUCCAUUUUAGUAAAUGGUGCAGCUAUGGGUCAACUUCUUAAUCCAGCCUACAUUGUGCUCAACCUGCUUGGGUUAACACUGGUUGCAAAGCUUCAGGCAGAGAACCACAUCAGGAGAUCAGGAAUAAAUUACACCAUUGUAAGGCCUGGAGGGCUGACAGAUCAACCACCAACCGGGAAUAUAGUCAUGGAGCCAGAGGACACUCUUUAUUCGGGAUCCAUAUCUAGGGACCAGGUUGCUGACGUAGCCGUGGAAGCAUUGUUGUGUCCAGAAUCUUCGUACAAAGUCGUUGAGAUUGUUGCCCGAGCUGAUGCCCCAAAUCGCCCUCUGCAGGAUAUGUUUGCAGCAAUUAAGCAAACUUGACGACUCCAUCACAUCAGUUAGGUAGAAAAUGGAUUUGUGCUCAAUCUAGAUUAUAAACAAAUUUGUGCAUAUGUACUCUUCAAGAGUAUUAUUUUCAUUGCCUGUAUUACAAACUAAUCACUUGAUAGUAUGAGGCCAUUAUAAGAGUCACGAAUUUGUUUGUAA